UGUCUGUUGAAGAUAGCUCAACUCUGGACAGGUAACCAGGUGUCACUGUUGCAAUGGCAACACAAAUGCUGUCGUUGUUGCCUCCCCUCCUCAUGGUCGUCCUUGUUUCCUGGACAGCAGCACAGGACUUGGAUUGGCAUUUUGACUCUGCUAAGUGUCGCUAUGCUCUGGGGAUGGAAGACGGCACCAUACCCGACUCUGACAUCACCGCAUCCAGCGCCUGGUCGGACUCGACCGAGGCUAAACACGGCAGGUUGAGUACUGGAGAGGGGGACGGGGCGUGGUGUCCGGCUGGUCCGGUGUUUCCCAGUGGCUCAGAGUACCUGCAGGUGGACCUGCGCAAGCUUUAUUUCCUGUCUCUGGUGGGCACGCAGGGACGCCACGCAGACGGGCUGGGUCGGGAGUUUGCGCGUAGUUACCGUCUGCAUUACUCUCGUGAUGGACGACAGUGGAUGACUUGGAAGGACCGCUGGGGGCAGGAGGUGGUAACAGGGAACGAGAACACCUAUGAUGUGGUCCUGAAGGACCUGGGUCCGCCCAUCAUAGCACGCAUGGUGCGCUUCUACCCACUGGCGGACCGUGUGAUGAGCGUGUGUUUAAGAGUUGAACUCUAUGGUUGUGUCUGGAAAGAUGGACUGAAGGCGUACACCGCUCCUGUGGGUCAUUCGAUGAACCUGUCAGGCUCACCUGUCUACCUUAAUGACUCCAUCUAUGAUGGGAGUAAAGAGGCAGGGGUGAUGUUUGGAGGAUUGGGCCAGUUGUGUGAUGGUGUUUUAGGUGGGAAUGAUUUCAUGGAGAGUAAAGAGCUGAGAGUGUGGCCAGGAUAUGAUUAUGUGGGCUGGAAUCGGGAUUCCUUGGCCCAGCCCACUGUUGACAUUGAGUUUCACUUUGAGAAAACACGGGUCUUUCACACCAUGCAGGUGCACAGUAAUAACAGACACACUCAAGGCGUGCGGGUGUUCAGCGAGGUGGUGUGUGAGUUUAAGGCCAGUCUUUUGAGCCCGUGGGCGGAGCCUGCGCUCAGCCUUCAAGUGCCACUGUCCGACCUACACGACCCAUCGUCCCGCACCAUCUCACUGCCACUCGGAGGACAGCCGGCCCAGAUUCUCCGCUGCCGCUUCGCUUUCAGUGACCGCUGGCUCCUCAUCAGCGAGAUAAGCUUCUACUCGGUACCGUUUGAAGAUGGAUCUGCCCUUCCUGCUCUCCCUUCCUCCAGCACUCGUCCUGUCAAUGCCACUUCUCCUCACACCCCCAGCUAUGCAAACGGAACCAGCAGCCCCAGCGACCUCUUCAUGAACAUUACUUCACUGCUGCCCAGCAGCAUGCCAACAGAGUUCUCUGCCAUCACUCUGAGGGCAGGGUUACCUGUGGCCAAAGAUGACAGCAGCAACACGGCCAUCCUGAUUGGCUGCCUGGUUGGAAUUAUUCUGCUCCUAUUGGCUGUUAUAGCUGUCAUUCUAUGGAGGCAGUACUGGAAGAAGCUACUUGGCAAGGCCCAAGGUAGCCUCUCUAGCGACGAGCUGCGGGUUCAUCUUUCAGUUCCAUCGGACAACGUGGUGAUCAACAACACUAACACCCACACAUACUCCAGUCGCUACCAGCGCAUACACACCUUCCCCGACGACAGGGACCGUGAGGGAGAAUACCAGGAGCCCAGCACUGUACUGCGGCCCCGAGAGCAGCGGGACAGCACAGCACUGCUGUUAAACAACCCAGCAUAUCAUCUCCUCCUGUCUGACCUGACACAUGGCCCCAACAGGCUGACAAACUGCCACAGCCAGCAAGAAAAACCCCAAAACCUGUCUCAGGCAUGUGCUAUUGACAUGGUUGAUAAAGGCCUACUGAUGCAGGAGGGACCGCCUCCUUACCCUGGAGCUCCGCCCCCUGGUUUAUCAGGGGCUCAUUAUGGAGAGGCAUCAGGAGGCGGGGGGAGUGUUCCUCAUUAUGCAGAAGCUGACAUCAUCAGUCUGCAAGGCGUUAGUGGUAACAAUACAUAUGCAGUUCCCGCCCUCUCAGCCACGCCCACUGAUUGCCCACCAUUGCCCGAGUUGCCACGGGAACGACUUGUAUUCAAAGAAAAGCUGGGAGAAGGACAAUUUGGAGAGGUUCAUUUGUGUGAGAUUGAAAACCCUCAGGACCUUGCAAACCUUGAGUUCCCGUUUAAUGUCAGGAAAGGACGCCCUCUUCUGGUGGCUGUGAAGAUUUUACGUCCAGAUGCUUCAAAAAAUGCCAGGAAUGAUUUUCUGAAGGAGGUGAAGAUCUUAUCUCGCCUGAAGGAUCCGAACAUAAUCCGCCUGCUGGGUGUUUGUGUAAGCAGCGACCCGUUGUGUAUGGUCACAGAGUACAUGGAGAGCGGAGACCUCAACCAGUACCUCUCCCAUAGAGUGUUGCUGGACAAGACUGGACCUUCACAUAAUACACCAACCAUCAGCUACCCAGCUUUGAUCUCCAUGGCGAGUCAGAUCGCAUCAGGAAUGAAGUUCUUGUCGUCUCUGAACUUUGUGCACCGAGACCUGGCCACACGAAACUGCCUGGUGGGUGGAGAGAGGGGCGAGGAGGAGGAGGAGCGUGGCGGAGAGCGUCCGAUAAAGAUAGCUGAUUUUGGCAUGAGCAGGAACCUCUAUGCUGGCGAUUAUUACAGGAUACAGGGACGAGCUGUGCUGCCUAUUCGCUGGAUGGCAUGGGAGUGCAUCCUCAUGGGAAAGUUCACGACUGCGAGUGACGUGUGGGCAUUUGGCGUGACACUGUGGGAGAUGUUGAGUGUGUGUCAAGAGCAACCGUACAGUCACAUGACCGAUGAACAGGUCAUUGACAACGCAGGGGAGUUUUUCAGAGACCAGGGCAGACAGGUGUACCUGUCUCGCCCCGCUGUUUGCCCACAGGGUUUGUAUGAGCUGAUGCUUAGCUGCUGGAACAGAGACUGUAAACUACGGCCUUCCUUUGCGUACAUUCACUCCUUCCUCACAGAAGACGCAAUGAACAUGGUUUAGAGAGUGACGGAGAUGAAGAGAGGAAGAAUGUAAGAAAGUGUGUGUGGACCACAGACACGUGGUGUGUUCUUAAACAGACACGGCUAAGCACUCUUAUGUAAAUUAGUGUCUUUUUUUUGAUGGGAUGGGGCGAACAAAAGCCGCAGGUUCGGUGCCCCUUAAUGACCCGCUUCUCAUCCCUUAUCCUGAACUUUUCAAGCAACAUUUUAUCCCCUGCUCAUUUUUUGGCUCACUGUUCCCUCACUAUUCAUACUUGAUCAUUUCACAGUACUAUUUGGUUUCACAGAGCUCAUAUUUCUCAAAAUGCAGCACAUAAUUGGCAUUCCUCUGUCUUUUAUCUGAACCUGAGAAUGAAAUCUUUGUGUAAAUGGUUCUGUCAGGUUCAGUUCUGAUGACUAAGCUCUGAGAAUGGGCUAACAGGAUACAGGAAUAAAAUGAAAUUGAUUUGGGGAUAAAAUGCUGCUUGACCUCUGAACCUUAAAUCCUGGUCCUGUUACAUGUAUCAAAACUCUCUUUUCAUUCCCUGAACGCUGAAUAGAUCUCAAAACAUAAUCGUAGGAACUGGUGGAGGGUUUUUAUAGGUAGAUGACAGGCAGCACAAAAGCACACGGCUCUACAAACUGUCUAUUUAGUCGUAGUUUUCUUCAGGCAGCAGUUGACAAAUUAUUGAUUUAUGAUAUUGAAACGAAUUAUAGAAGAAAUACAGCAUUGUUUUUUUCUACUUGCAUAUUAAGUAAUAAUAGUGAAUUACAUUUUAACAAUCUAACUUUGUUACCAUUUGUGGUCAUGUAGAAAAUCUGAGGAUGUAUCAGCCAAUUUGUCAUGUCUUUUUUGUGGUGGAGGGUAAUUCAUCAUCACUAAACAUUAACACUGAGUGGGACGUUUUCUUUUCAAUAAUAGUAAAUGAGGUUUUGUUGAAUCAUUGUAACAGUGGAAUCCCAAUAAGGGCAAAUUCAUGAGUCAUUGGACCUCUUGGAGUUUCAAAAACGAUUGUUGAAGUGCUUCCAGUGUUUUCAAAUAUGACACAAUGUACUAUAAUUAUGUACAACAAAAUAGCUGAUGUGUGAAACAGGCUUAUGACACGAUAUUGUCAAAUUGCGGUGAAUUGGAGGAUGGAUAUUUGUGACUCCGCCUCCUGUCUGUCCACAUAUAAAUGGUUCGUUUAGACUCAUUCACAUCAAGGACAAUAACUUUAUAUUUUUAAAUAAUCAUUCUAAUUCUAUGGAAAUAGGGAAGUCCACACCAGUGAUCUAAUUAUUAAAAAAAUAUUGACAGCCAAUCAGAAUCCACAAGUUUUAUAGCUCAGCAGAUUAGUAAAACAAUAUCAUUCACUUUGGUACAGUAGCUUGAAAUUUGGGCCACUAUUUUGUAAAAAGGCACUCAAAAAUUCAAUAUGGUGGCCAAUUUUCAAGAUGGCCACCAUUGCUAUUAAAUGCUUAUUAUAUCAAUUAUUCAAACAUUGAUCCAAGCAUAAUAUUUGAUACAAAAACUCUCUAAAGAACAUGUUAUUGGAAAAAGAUGCUUUUCCCUCAAAUUCAAGAUGGUCGCCAUUUUUAAAGAUGGCCAGCAUUCCUGUUGAAUAUGAAUUAUUAUACGUUUAUGACGUUUAUAACAAAUUAUUUCAAUUGUUCAAAUGGUGAUGCAAUCAUAAAAUUAGGCAGACAUACUCUUCAAGGAACACUCUUUUGGAAAAAGGUAUGUGCCACUCAAAAAUCAAAAUUCACCAUCUUGAAUUUUUAAGUGGCAUACACCUUUUUCCAUGAUAAUGUUCAUUGAAGACUGUACCAAAUUUCAUGAAAGAAUCACCAUUUGAAAAAAGAUUUAAGGAUUCAAGAAAAAUGG
This is a messenger RNA of Pimephales promelas (fathead minnow), 4832 nucleotides long. The record is from RefSeq and is a predicted model, not a curated record. NCBI's taxonomy places the organism in Eukaryota, Metazoa, Chordata, Actinopteri, Cypriniformes, Leuciscidae.